UUCUCUGGGCAGAAAACCUUGUGGUUACAGUGAUCUUGUUCAUGCUUUUGCUCUUUCCCUUCCUCCCCUUCCCCUCUUUGUUUUUUUUCUUCUCUUCCAUUGCCCAUAUUCCUCUUUCUUUAUCCUCACAUUCAAAAAUAUCAUUGCAGCCUGUGUCAGUCUGUUUCCUUUGCAGGAGAUGGGGUUGGUUGUCUGGAGAAAAAGAUCAGUAAAUCAAAAGAAAGGGUUUUAUGCAGUUAUAAGUGUGCUCUAAAUUAAUCAGAAGAUUUACAGAAGUAGAAUUAAGAGGAGUUUAAGCGUUUUGUGGUACUUGAAACUUUUAUGGAUGCCCCUGUGCAGAUUCUGCUAAAAAUUCACUGUGAUCAUGGAACAAACUCCACAAGAGGUGGAGGAAGCUGAGCCAUGGUAUUUUCAGAAAAUGUAUGCAAGAUACUGGAAGCACUAUGAUUUGUCUGUGCGCUGGAUGCGCAGACACCAGGAGGCCUACAGAAAAGCCAUGGAGUGCUUUUAUCAUGUACCAUGGCCUCCUUAUGCAGCUUCUCCAAGUAGCCGCUACUCAGAUUGGGAUGGGGAUGACCCCCCGUGUACCCACAACCAUUUUUCCAACUAUAGCCCACGUGGCAGAGCUCAGCAGAACAUGGAUGCCCGGCCAGGGAAGGAGGAUGAUGACAGGGAGGAGGAAGAGGAAGACUCUGAAGUGGAGGAAGACUCGGAGUCCGAAGGGGAGUUUGAAUAUGACCUGAGUAACAUGGAGAUCACAGAGGAACUUCGCCAGUUUUUUGCCCAAACAGAGAGGCAUCGGGAAGAACUACGGAGACAGCAGCAACUGGAAGCUGAGCAACAAGAAAUGUACGUGGAGGCUGAUCAAGACCUUUACAGAAACAUGAAGCGUUCUGUGGAGCCACCUGCAGAAAGACCUGGGGCGAGAAGAAUGGCAGAAAUGGAGAAAUUGUACGGUGAUGAAGCUGCCAAAAUCCUAGCUAUGGAGACUGCCAUGCAGCUUAUCUUUGAUAGAAAUUGUGACAAAAAACAGCCCAAAUACUGGCCUAUUAUUCCCCUCAAGCUGUGAGUACCUGGACUGUGCUCUGACUUGGCACAGAGCUGUAGGGACAGUUGCCUCAAGCUGUACUGCUGGAAGCAUCAACUGUUCAUGUCAUUUUUGGAUGGGUUUUAGGGCAGGAUCCAGCAAAGACAAAGUGAUUUUUUUGCCCUAUGUUCCUUUAACAUCACCUGUUGUGAUGGUCAGAAUGGUCAGAAUUCAUUUACAUACAUAUCAUUGCCAAUUAGUAAAAGGGGGAGACAGUAAUUUAACUGUCUGAAGUCUGUUUCACUCAUUUGAUGUCAGCCUGCCUUGACCAUGCAGGUGAGAAAUAUGACAACAUCUAUACCUAAUGAACUGGAAAAAAUUAAUAGCAAUUACAAAAUGAAAAGGACUGUACAAAUUGUCAGCUCUUUCCAUUUAGGAAACUAAGUAGUCUUAGUUUCUAAGACUAGGUAUUCUUUAGUCUUUAUAUCUUUUUUAUAUCUCUUUAUAUCUUUUUUUAAUAUAGCAGCGUUUGGAUCCAGCUUAAUGCAACACAGCUUGAAGUGUUGUGUCUCCUAAUCUUUUGAUUUUCUUCUUUUUUUUAAUUUGAGAGCCAGGAGCCCACUGGCCAAGACACAACAUAUCAAAUUACUGUAGCUUGGCCAUUUGAAUUCUUUUUUCAAAUGCAUAUAAUAAAGCAGGAAGUUCUUCUUCAAGACUGAUACUUAUCUGGCAGGAGUUCAACUCUGACAUAAAAUUAGAUAGGAAGAUGUUUUAAUGAAGGAGAUGGGGAGUUUGGGGGAGAAACUUGAUGUGGCCCUGUCUAUUAUAGAUCUGUCCAGCAAAAGAGAUCCUUAAGAGGACAAAAUGCUUUUUGGGCAAAUGCCAACAAUUAUUUUUGUCAUUCUAAUGAAAACACCUUAUUGGUUUGAAGCUUGAAGGAAGAUAUAUCAGUCUUUAACUGCGAAGCACUGCUGUUACAUACUGCUUUGUGCUGAAGAUCUGUAGUUUGAGUUAAGCACUAUUACCAUGGCAGAGCAAGGGAACAGCACACUGUUUUAGAUGUGACUGACAUUUGUGUGCCUUUGUGCCUUUUAUCACAGCAGAGAAUGUCACAAAUUAACUUCUCAUGCCCAUUGUGUCUGGUGUUCUCUGCUACAGUCAGCUGAACCAAACCAAAUCUGAGGUGCAGUUUGGAGACUUUGUUUUUUCCUAGUAGUUACCAUGUUUUUGUAAAUCAGCAUUUUGAGUUCAGUUCUACCUCCCUCACUCCUCAUUAGAUGUGAAGAGAUGAGUUAAACACUGAAAUUAAAAUCCCCCAGUGUUCAAGACUUGUUAUGGAUAUGAUUGAUAUGAAUAACUUAGGCUUGACACACGAGGGAGGCGUGUUCUGAAUUACAGCCCUGCAUUUGUCUUAGCUCUUGUUUUUUGUUGGAUUUUGUCAGAAAUCUGGUAUUUUGUAUGGAAUUCUUUGUUGACCAAAUAAAUGUUCUUAAUGAUA
This is a messenger RNA of Centrocercus urophasianus (Greater sage-grouse), 2525 nucleotides long. It is a transcript of the gene GEMIN8, whose product is annotated as gem nuclear organelle associated protein 8. The transcript is spliced from 4 exons. Gene Ontology annotation, cellular component: SMN complex. Gene Ontology annotation, biological process: spliceosomal snRNP assembly. Bases 365 to 1069 code for a protein of 234 amino acids. The record is from RefSeq and is a predicted model, not a curated record. NCBI's taxonomy places the organism in Eukaryota, Metazoa, Chordata, Aves, Galliformes, Phasianidae.